AUCAAUUUUGACUUGGUUGCUACUACCAUACUCUUUGAAUAGCCUUCAAAUAUGACAAAUUUACAAAAACACCCUUCCCCAACUACCACCACCAUGUCUCUACCCAACUCAAGUACCAAAUUCACACAAGAAAAACAACAUCAACAACAACCCCCAAAUUAAUAACCCUUUCUUUCUCACUAUAAAACCCUCCCCAAACUCUUCCACGUUCUUCAGUUCACGCCACCCUCUCUCUCUCAAAGCGUGACCUUCAAAAAAUAAAAAAUAAAAAUCAUCAUCAUCAACAACAAAACAAACACAACAACAACAACAACGUCAAAAAAACACAAUGUCUCUCUCUUCAACUUCAAACUCUCUCAUUCCACCAACCAAAUCAUUAAUCCCACAACAACCUCAUUCCUCUCUCACCAACCAAUCCUCAUUUCCAAUCGGGCUCAAGCCCAAGCCCAAGCCCAAUUCAAUCCUCGCCGUCCACGCCGCCGAGCCUGCAAAAAACCCAGUCGUGACUGAAAAGCCGUCAAAACCUCAACCAACAACCAUUCCUCCUCGUAAUGUCGCUUCCACAAAAUGGACAAUCGACAGCUGGAAAUCGAAGAAGGCUUUACAGCUUCCCGAGUACCCUAAUCAGGAGGAACUUGAAGCGGUUCUCAAAACUCUCGAUGAUUUCCCUCCGAUCGUUUUCGCCGGUGAAGCUAGAACUUUGGAGGAACAUUUGGGUGAUGCUGCUAUGGGAAACGCGUUUCUUCUUCAGGGUGGUGAUUGUGCUGAAAGUUUUAAGGAGUUUAAUGCUAAUAAUAUUCGUGAUACUUUCAGAAUUAUUCUUCAGAUGAGUGUUGUUAUGAUGUUUGGUGGUCAAAUGCCGGUUAUUAAGGUGGGGAGAAUGGCCGGUCAAUUUGCGAAGCCAAGAUCAGAUAAUUUUGAGGAGAAGAAUGGUGUGAAGCUUCCGAGUUACAGAGGGGAUAACAUCAACGGUGAUACGUUUGAUGAGAAAUCAAGGACUCCAGAUCCUCAGAGGAUGAUUCGUGCUUAUUGUCAAGCUGCAGCUACUCUGAAUCUUCUUAGAGCUUUUGCUACGGGUGGUUAUGCUGCUAUGCAGAGGGUUACUCAAUGGAAUUUGGAUUUCACUGAACAAAGUGAGCAAGGAGACAGGUACCGAGAGCUUGCUAACCGAGUUGAUGAGGCCCUGGGAUUCAUGGCGGCUGCUGGGCUCACAGUUGACCAUCCAAUAAUGAGAACAACUGAUUUCUGGACAUCUCAUGAAUGCUUGUUAUUGCCAUAUGAACAAUCACUCACUAGGUUGGAUUCAACAUCUGGUCUCUAUUAUGACUGCUCGGCCCAUAUGAUUUGGGUCGGUGAAAGGACCAGGCAGCUGGAUGGUGCCCAUGUUGAAUUUCUUAGAGGAGUCGCCAAUCCUUUGGGAAUCAAGGUAAGUGACAAGAUGGACCCAAAUGAGCUUGUUAAACUCAUUGAGAUCUUGAAUCCCCAAAACAAACCAGGGAGAAUUACUGUUAUCACUAGGAUGGGAGCUGAAAAUAUGAGGGUGAAGCUUCCACAUCUAAUCAGGGCCGUACGCAGAGCGGGACAAAUUGUGACAUGGGUCAGCGAUCCUAUGCAUGGAAACACCAUCAAGGCUCCAUGUGGUCUUAAAACUCGCCCCUUCGAUGCCAUCAGGGCUGAAGUGAGAGCAUUCUUCGAUGUUCACGAACAAGAAGGAAGCCACCCAGGAGGAGUUCAUCUUGAGAUGACAGGUCAAAACGUGACUGAGUGCAUUGGCGGGUCAAGGACAGUCACAUUUGACGACCUUAGCUCACGCUACCACACACACUGCGAUCCGAGACUCAAUGCUUCACAAUCUCUUGAGCUUGCAUUCAUCAUUGCUGAAAGGCUAAGAAAGAGUAGAAUCAGAUCACAGCCUCCUCUUACCUCCGGUGGACUGUUUUAGAAAGCCUUUGAAGAAAAUCUCAACAAAAUGAUACCUUUGUUCUUUUUCUUUUUUAUUUUCCUAUAUAUUUAACAAUGGAUACCACUUUUAUUGUUGGACAUUGAUGUGGUGGACUUGGAAUUGUUUGUUAGCUCUAGUUAGCUAUGUUUGUAUUGUGUUUGUUGUAUUUGUAUACUGCCUAGCAAUGCUUUUGAACUUGGGGGAAGGACUAAGAGUGCUUUAUUAAUAAAGGAAACUAUAAAAAGUUUCUAUUGCAUUUUGCAAA
Trifolium pratense (red clover) is the source of this 2207-nucleotide messenger RNA. RefSeq names its product phospho-2-dehydro-3-deoxyheptonate aldolase 1, chloroplastic-like. The transcript is spliced from 5 exons. Gene Ontology annotation, molecular function: 3-deoxy-7-phosphoheptulonate synthase activity. NCBI's taxonomy places the organism in Eukaryota, Viridiplantae, Streptophyta, Magnoliopsida, Fabales, Fabaceae. Bases 329 to 1942 code for a protein of 537 amino acids. The record is from RefSeq and is a predicted model, not a curated record. Gene Ontology annotation, biological process: aromatic amino acid biosynthetic process.